Molecule: messenger RNA, 1446 nt
Organism: Penicillium digitatum Pd1
Lineage: Eukaryota; Fungi; Ascomycota; Eurotiomycetes; Eurotiales; Aspergillaceae
Source: RefSeq, a predicted model, not a curated record
AUGGCUCCCAAAGUAAAAGCCCAGAAGAUGUCUGUGAGCACCUUCUUGGCGGAUGAAAGCCUUGGCUCUUGGGCCGAUGAGAUGGAGGAUAUGCCUCUUCCUUCCACCCAGCCUUUGACAUCCACCUUUAGCCGUCGCCCCGCAGGUGAUUCGGCAUUCGGCUCUGGCUCUGGCUCUGGCGGCUUUGAGCGCGAGCGUGGUGGAUAUGCCGUUCGGGAGCCUCUUGACCUCCCCACUCAGCCCCCGUACACUUGCCACGUUGGCAACCUCUCCUUCGAAUCAACUGACGCCGAUAUCUCUGAGUUUUUCGCCGGAUGUGGCGUGACGAACGUUCGUCUCGUGGAAGACAAGUUGACAAAAGCCCCUAAGGGUUUCGGAUAUGUCGAGUUCGAGACCGUCGAGGGUCUACAGAAGGCUCUGGAUCUAUCUGGCUCGUCUUUCCAGGGACGUUCUAUCCGUACCAGUGUUGCGGAGCCUCCCAAGGAGUCUCGCCUGGAAGGCAAGGAUCUUGACUGGUCCCGACGUGGCCCCCUCCCCGAACUUCCUCAACGCCGUGUGCCUGAGCGCUCCAACUUCGGACGUGGCAUAGAUGCCGGCUCCGAUGCGGGCAGUGACCGCGGUGGCCGCCGCAGCAACUUUGAGUCCGAUGGAAAGCCCCGUGACUUCAACAACUGGGAGCGCAAGGGGCCUCUUUCACCCUCUGCCGGUGGCCCGCCCCGCGAGGGUGGCCGAGAGCACAGCAACGACGGACCUAGUUCAAGCUUCCGUAGAAACGAGGCCGCAUGGGGUGAGGGUCGUACUCAGGAUGAGGGCUCGCGCCCUCCCCGCCCCGAGCACGUUCGCCCGGAGCCUACACCUACUGCUGCCGAUAUGGACAACCAGUGGCGCGCCAGAAUGCGCCCCGACGAAACUCCCAAGGAGCCCAUCAGCCCCGUCUCCCCCCUCUGCCACCCCUGCCAGAACCCCACUCCCACCUCAGCCAGCAGCGACUCCAAGGCCAGCCCCUUCGGUGCCGCUCGCCCUAUUGACACCGCUACCCGCGAGCGUCAGGUCGAGGAGAGACGCCAGCUUGCCAUCCGCCAAAAGCAGGAGGCUGCCGAGAAGGCCAAGGCCGAGAAGGCUGAAAAGUUCGCCGAGAAGCAAAAGCAGCUUAAGGAGUCAGCCCCUGCCGUGGACCACAACGGCAAGGAUGUCCUUGAGACCCCCAAGGGUGGUGGCAACUUCGAGAUCCUCCAACGGGCCGGUGAGGAUGGCGAGUUGACUGCUGGCAAGGAGACCGAGGAGACGGCAGCUGCCGCUCCCGUCGAAGCCAAGAAGCCGUCUGCAAACGGCUGGAGAGCUCCGGCCCCCGAGGCUGGUGCUGGCGGUGACGACGAGGGUUGGAGCACGGUCAGUGUGAACAAGCGCAACAACCGCCGUGGACAGACUGGUCGUGGAUUCGCAUAA